AUGGAGAAGGAUCGCAGUGCCCCAAGGUUCUCAUCGUGGACGAACGGUGACUUGUCACAACCUCCGACGGAAUACCGAAUGGCAGUCCAUUUGUCUGGUGCAGCAUCAUCUCCAAGCUGCGCAACAUUUGCCCCCAAUCGAGCAAUCACCGAUCAGGCGAGUGACUACGACGAGGACGUCAUUCGAGAUGCUAAACGAAGUUUCUAUGUCGAUGACGCUUGA
Echinostoma caproni is the source of this 222-nucleotide messenger RNA. The record is from the annotation of a GenBank genome assembly. Lineage: Eukaryota; Metazoa; Platyhelminthes; Trematoda; Plagiorchiida; Echinostomatidae.